UCAUAUCAAGGUUAUAAUUCAGCUGGUUCGUAGUUUGGAUUCAAUUAAGGUCCCUGCAGCUCGUGCAAUGAUUAUUUGGAUGGUGGGAGAGUACAACUCUAUAGGGCAAAUAAUUCCAAGGAUGUUAACCACUAUACUUGCAUAUCUUGCUCAGUGCUUUACUUCAGAAGCAGUGGAGACAAAACAUCAGAUUCUUAAUGCUUCUGUUAAGGUCCUUUUAUCUGCGAAGGAGGAAGAUUUAUUGACAUUUAGAAGACUUCUAAAUUAUGUUCUUGAAUUGGCUAAAUGUGACUUAAACUAUGAUGUUCGGGACCGGGCCCGUAUUAUGGAAAAACUUCUUUUGAUCCAGUUAGGAUCUGAUUCUUUGGAGGAAAAAAUAAAUUCUCUGCCGCAGGAUAAGGACCGACUACAUAUACUUGCAGAAUGUGUGUUUGAGGAACAAAUAAAAUUGCCAUCCCUUGAACCCAUUAAUUACCGGUUCUGUCUUCCUGGAUCUCUUUCACAGAUAGUUCUUCAUGCAGCUCCUGGGUAUGAACCUCUCCCUAAGCCUGGUAGUUUGCAAUUGCAUUUUAAGAACCUAAGCCAAUACUCAGAUCUGGCUUGUGCGAUGAAUGCAUCACGAGAGGAGGCCUCAUGCAGUGACUCCAACAGGGCAGAUGAUCCUGAUGCAGCAUCAGAGUCUUUAGAUGAGGAAAGCACUUCUGGAUAUAGUUCUCAGUAUUCUAAUGCUGACUCAAGCGGGAGUGAUGGCAGUGAUGAUAGAGUUUCUGAAGGUGAUGAUAAUGGUGAUCCUUUGAUUCAGUUGUCAGAUAAUGGGGAUUCUAGAAGGCAUAAUGGUUCUGAUAAAUUAGAACUGAUGUCUAAGAGAGCCCUGGAAUCAUGGUUGGAUGAGCAGCCUGGUUCAUCUAAUCUAACUGCAUCUGAACAAGGUCAAGUCCGGCGAUCUUCAGCAAGAAUCUCUAUUGCAGAUAUAGGUGGCAGAGUUAAACCUAAAAUCUACAUGCUCUUAGAUCCUGCAAACGGAAAUGGAUUAAGAGUAGAUUCAUUUUCAUCUGAUAUUUCAAGCAUAUCCCCACAGCUUGUUUGUGUAGAAGUUUCCUUCAAGAACUGUUCCUCAGAACCCAUGUCAAAAGUAAUGUUGGUAGAUGAGGAAUCUGAAAAUGGCCUUGGUUCUGCAAGCCCAGUGUUAGCUACAGCUGAGAGCUCCUCAAUAUCUCAUGAUGAUGUGCCAACCCUCGUUCCUAUGGAAGAGAUUACUUCCCUCGAAGCAGGUCAGACAACAAAGAAGAUGCUCCAGGUUCGCUUCCACCAUCAUCUCUUGCCUCUGAAGCUGGCCUUAUGGUGUAAAGGAAAGAAGCUCCCUGUUAAGUUGUGGCCAGACAUUGGAUAUUUUGUAAGACCACUUCCAAUGGAUGUUUUUGCCUUUGCAGAUAAGGAAUCUCAUCUCCCUGGAAUGUUUGAGUGCAUGAGGAGGUGCACCUUCACUGACCACAUUGGGGAACUAACGAAUGACAUUGGUGGAGGCACACUAGUGAAAGAUAUGUUUCUUGUUGUCUGCAAGAGCCUAGCAGUAAAGAUGCUUAGCAAUGCAAACCUCUUUCUCGUGUCUGUGGAUCUGCCCGUUGGUGCCAAUCUUGAUGAUGCUUCAGGUUUGUGCUUAAGGUUCAGCAGUGAGGUCUUGCGCAAUUCAUUACCCUGUUUGAUUACCAUUUCAGCUGAUGGUAAAUGCUUUGAACCAUUGAAUGUGUCUGUUAAGGUCAAUUGUGAAGAAACUGUAUUUGGCUUGAAUUUGUUGAACAGGGUUGUAGGUUUCUUAGCUGAGCCCUCUCUGACACACUAAAGUUGUGGAGAGUGGUAUAUACAUUAUCGAGUCAUUGAGUAUGGGAAUAGAACUGAUGGGAACUGGAAUGAGUAACGAUGGAUGUCUUUUUUGAAAUAUAUGGUUGCUUUACUUUUGAAA
This is a messenger RNA of Malania oleifera, 1960 nucleotides long. Its product is annotated as AP3-complex subunit beta-A-like. Gene Ontology annotation, cellular component: membrane coat. Gene Ontology annotation, biological process: vesicle-mediated transport; intracellular protein transport. The coding region runs from base 68 to 1840 and encodes 590 amino acids. The transcript has 4 exons. The record is from RefSeq and is a predicted model, not a curated record. NCBI's taxonomy places the organism in Eukaryota, Viridiplantae, Streptophyta, Magnoliopsida, Santalales, Ximeniaceae.